This is a messenger RNA of Adineta steineri, 2016 nucleotides long. NCBI's taxonomy places the organism in Eukaryota, Metazoa, Rotifera, Eurotatoria, Adinetida, Adinetidae. The record is from the annotation of a GenBank genome assembly.
AUGCAAAGUGUUCGUCAAUCAGAACCUAUUCAACCGGUACAUCAACCUCAUAAUGAUAUUGAACCAUCGUCAACACAUCGACGAACAACUUUUGAACGUUUAUUUGAAAAAUCAAUGCCACAGAAACAAUCAAUUUGGAAUUCAACACAAAAAGAUACAUAUGUUUCUGAUAUUAUUAAUGUUCAAAGUUUACUUAAUGUUCGAGCAAUAGAAUCUCAACAACGUAAACGUGAAACUAAUAAUUUAUUGGAAGAACGUAUUAUAAUAAAUUUAUGUGGUGAUCGUUAUGAAACUCAUCGUACGACACUUGAACUGUAUCCUAAUACUUUACUGGGAAAUCGUAAACGACGUAAAUAUUAUUAUGAUAAAACUCGUAAGGAAUAUUUUUUUGAUCGAAAUCGUGCUUGUUUUGAAGCUAUACUUUAUUAUUAUCAAUCACAUGGUCGUUUAAGACGACCUGCUUAUGUUCCAAUUGAUGUAUUUCUUGAAGAAGUAACUUUCUUUCAAUUAGGAGAAGAAGCUCUUAUUCAAUUACGAAAAGAUGAAAAUCUAAAAGAAGUUAAAAAAGUUCAAUUACCUAAAAAUCGUUUUCGAAGACAUAUAUGGGCAACUAUGGAAUAUCCUGAUUAUUCGAUAACGGCUAAAAUUGUAAAUAUUUUUUCAUUACUUAUAAUUCUUAUUUCAACUAUUUCACUUGCAAUUGAAUCAUUACCACAAUAUGAUGAAAUGGAAGUAAAAGUUUGUGAAAAUGAAAGACAUAUAUUUGAUGCAAUUAAUAGAACGAACACAAAUGGAACAGAUAAUGCUUAUUUUUUUUGUCGUGGAUAUUUUACACAACCAUUUUUUAUUAUUCAAUCUAUAUGUGUUGGACUUUUUACAAUUGAACUAGUUCUUCGUAUAAUAAGUACACCAUCAUUGCUUAUCUAUGUAAAAAAUCCUAUGAAUUGGAUUGAUAUUUUAGCUGUUAUACCAUAUUAUAUUUUCGUAGUUUUUCAUUUAGCUGGUUAUCAAGCUGAACUCUAUACAACAGCCUAUCUUUGUUUUCGUCUUCUACGUAGUCUUCGUUUUGUACGUAUUUUCAAAUUUUAUCGUGUAUUUAAAAAUGUUAAAUCUUUACGUGUAUUAACAUCAACAAUUAAACAAUCGAUACCAGAUUUUCUUAUAAUGAUUGUUAUUUUAACAUUAGUAAGUUUUCUUUUCGGUUCAGCGGCUUAUUUUGCUGAAAAUGAUACGAAUGGAGCCGCAUUUGAUUCUAUAUUUAAAGCGACAUACUGGGGAAUUAUAACAAUAACUAGUGUUGGAUAUGGUGAUAUAUAUCCAAUUACACCAAUUGGUCGAGUAAUAUCAUGUUUAUGUGCAUUAUUUGGUGCAGCAACAAUUGGUAUGCUUGUAUCAGUUCUUGUUGAUCGAUAUCAACGUGUUUUUGCUCGAAGAUUAUAUGUAAAUGAUGAUGAUGAUGUUGAUUUACAUGAGUAUUCCGAUGAUGAAAGUAGUGGUAUAGACUCUAGAGCUGGUUCAGGGCGACUUCCACGACGUAAUAAUUCAAAACUAAUUGAAGAUCCUGAUGCAAGAGCAAAAGCAAAUGCUGCAUUUGAAACAGAUGAUAAUACAAUGGAAAUAACUCCUCCAAUAAAUACACAAGAUAUUGUCGAAAAUCCAUUACAUCAAUCUACUACUCGUACUCAUUUUAUUAUCGGUUAUGUUGAUAAAGAAGAAUAUGAUAGAUCACUUAAUUUAUUAGAAGCAAUCAAAUCUAUUAUUACUCUCAAACAAACUAAUGGUACUAAUAUUCAAUUAAAUGUCAUAUCUAAUGAUCAACAACAAUCAUCAUCACCACAUAACGUUCGAUUUCAACUUUCAACAUCUUCCAAUGAAAAUUCCGAUGAUGACGAUGAUGAUGAAUUAACACAAAUUGUUGCAGGUCCCGGAAAUAAAGGAAAUGUACUGAAAUCAUUUCAGACUCCACUAUCAUCAAAUUAUAGUAAAUAUUUAGAUACCGCUGAAAAACUUAUUUAA